CGCUCGAGCGCCGCGAACAUUGGAAGAAGAAGAAGCGCUUCAUUCUUUCUCUUUGCAAUUCGUUGUAUCAGAAAGACGUGUCAAGUAGUUCCAACAAUUACGAUAUUCUUACUUUCGUUCUGUGAGUUCAUCAUGAUUGAGUUUAUCAUCCCCUUCAUCGUCACAGCCGUUUUAGCACUGACCGGGCCACCACUCAGGCUGAUCAGAGUGAUCACAGACAACCUCCGUCAGGUGUCCCAUGACACGUCGACUAGCAACCUCGUUCGAUUUCGGAGCGCAUCCACGGAAACGCUAUCCGUAACAGUCGACGUGGGGACAUCGACGGAGGCUACACGGCGUGGUGGCUCCUCCUGUUAGUCGCCUGCGUCCUCAACCUCUUGGGGGCACUGAUCAUCAUAAAUGGGUUGGUCCCGGUCAUGCCGCCAGUGAGGAAUGUUACCGCCAUUUGUCCGACGGUGAUUACAGUGAUCACGGCUGCAGAUAGUCAUGUGCCGCAAGAAAGUCCAGGACUGUCACCUUUGUCCACGCUCAGCUCAAACAACGCUGUGGUGCAGUGUUCCCGGUAAUGAGGUCCAGCACGUGGGAAGUGAUGUGUUCCAAAGGAAAUGGGAAACCGCAACCCUAAGCACAGUUGACGACCUUCAAUCUCUGAAGAUAAAGGACUGUUCUGAUGCUUGGGAAACCUUUGUCUGCUAAAACGCAGUCACCAGGCUGAAGAUGAUCUAGGAAUCCAGACUCAACUGUGAUACUGCUAUCGGAUGUCCGUCCUCCAAAGGCCUUGGAAAGGAAUGUCACAGCACCAUUUGGGGAAAUACCAACUAGGAACUUCAGUGUAUUCGAAACCAAGGAAGGCGCAUGUUCGUGAAUCUGGUCCGACAUGCCUUGACACCUUUUGAGCCUCCUCGGAAUGUGUCACCUGGCACUCUGCGUUGUUGCUGCUUGUAGUAGAAAGGAACAAGUGAAGUUGGCCAUGACACUCAUCGACUGCAUCCGUUUCGGUGGAAACCUGCACCAACACAUGGCAUGCCACAAGAGAGUGAAAUGGUAGUCUAUUAUAGUGUGCUAGAUGUCGCACCAGAGUGUAAUAGUGAAAUCUAGGAAAUAACAGGUUCAAAGAGAAUGCAAACGUUCUCUCCAAAAGUAAAUAAAGCAUCCACUGAGCAAA
This is a messenger RNA of Ornithodoros turicata, 1165 nucleotides long. RefSeq lists its product as uncharacterized. The transcript has 14 exons. NCBI's taxonomy places the organism in Eukaryota, Metazoa, Arthropoda, Arachnida, Ixodida, Argasidae. Bases 133 to 357 code for a protein of 74 amino acids. The record is from RefSeq and is a predicted model, not a curated record.